This is a messenger RNA of Trachemys scripta elegans, 2165 nucleotides long. It is a transcript of the gene TFAP2C, whose product is annotated as transcription factor AP-2 gamma. Gene Ontology annotation, biological process: anatomical structure development; regulation of transcription by RNA polymerase II; regulation of cell population proliferation. The record is from RefSeq and is a predicted model, not a curated record. The coding region runs from base 164 to 1510 and encodes 448 amino acids. NCBI's taxonomy places the organism in Eukaryota, Metazoa, Chordata, Testudines, Emydidae. Gene Ontology annotation, molecular function: DNA-binding transcription factor activity, RNA polymerase II-specific; RNA polymerase II transcription regulatory region sequence-specific DNA binding. Gene Ontology annotation, cellular component: nucleus. The transcript is spliced from 7 exons.
CCAUUAGAGGGAAGAUUAGUCCUGCACCAAUCUUCAUGCCUGGCAACUAACAAAAUCCACCCGGGGGAGCUGCUCUUCCCCAGCACCGACUUGGAUAUUUACUGCUUUUGGGGCUAGGGAUCUUUUCUGAUCUACUAUAUAUAUAUUUUGGACACUGGACGCCAUGUUGUGGAAACUAGCAGAUAAUGUCAAAUAUGAAGAGGACUGUGAGGACCGGCACGACGGGAGCAGCAAUGGGAACCCCAGGCUCCCCCACCUCUCCGCCGUCAGCCAACACUUGUACAGCCCGGCUCCCCAGCUCUCCCAUUCCGGGACGUCCGACUUCCAGCCCCCCUACUUCCCGCCCCCCUACCAGCCUCUGCCUUACUCCCAGUCCAGCGAUCCCUACUCCCACCUCGGGGACCCCUUCUCCAUUAACCCGCUCCACCAACCUCCUCCCCCGCCGCCCAGCCAGCAGCAGGCCGCCUGGCCCAGCCGGCAAAGCCAGGAUCCCUCCGGCCUGGUCCAUCAUGCCAGGCCUGGCCUGGUCCCUCAUCUCUCGGCGCUGGAGAGCGGCUCGGCUGGGGGCAGGAGGGAAACCUACAGGCGCUCGGAGCUCCUCCUGCCCCACGGACACGGGCUGGACGCUUCCACGCUCGCCGAGAACCUGGGGCUGCAUGAGAUGGCUCAUCAGAUGGAGGAGGUGCCGAAUGUGGAAGAUCAACACUUAUUAAUGCAUGACCAGACAGUCAUUAGAAAAGGUCCCAUUUCAUUAACAAAAAACAGCUCGCUGAGUCUCCCCUGCCAGAAGGAUGGAUUAAUUGGAGUGGUGAUAAACCCCAAUGAAGUGUUUUGCUCUGUUCCGGGGAGACUUUCUCUGCUGAGUUCCACAUCUAAAUAUAAAGUGACAGUAGCAGAGGUUCAGAGAAGGCUCUCGCCUCCAGAAUGUCUAAAUGCCUCCUUGCUAGGAGGAGUUCUCCGAAGAGCCAAAUCUAAAAAUGGUGGCAGAUCAUUAAGGGAAAAACUGGAUAAAAUUGGCUUGAAUCUUCCAGCUGGUAGAAGGAAAGCUGCAAAUGUGACAUUAUUGACAUCUUUGGUGGAAGGUGAAGCUGUACAUCUUGCUCGUGACUUUGGCUAUGUCUGUGAGACAGAGUUUCCUUCCAAAGCAGUGGCCGAAUAUUUAACCAGACCGCACUUGGGCCGUAAUGAGAUGGCUAACAGGAAAAAUAUGCUUCUUGCUGCAAAGCAGAUAUGUAAGGAAUUCACAGACCUCCUCACUCAGGAUAGAACUCCUCUUGGAAACACUAGACCUAGUCCAAUCUUGGACCCUGGCAUCCAGGGCUGUUUGACUCAUUUUAGCCUGAUCACGCAUGGCUUUGGGAGUGCUGCCAUCUGUGCUGCCAUGACAUCCGUCCAGAACUACCUAAAUGAAGCAUUAAAAAUAGCAGACAAAACAUAUAUGAACACUGGCGACCAAAGUCCUGCAGAAACCAACAAAAACAUUGAUAAAAUGGAUAAGCACAGGAAGUAAAAUGAGGGAAACCAGACUUUCAAACUGUUCCUCCAAAACACAGACUGGGAUCUUCUUGCCAAUGGGGCAUGUAGAAAUUUGGUUACUUUCCCUCCCCCCUCUCUUUUUAAAACAACAAAACAUCUUAUUCAGGAUCUUCAAUUCCUCUGGAUCUGUAUGACAAGUCUUUCUAAAGCUGCAGUACCUCCCUUAACUGUGGAAUCCGUUACCAGAAGAUAAGUACUGGUGCAAGUGUAUUAAAAUCCUUUGCUGUUAAAGUGGUGCUAUAAAGUCUUUGGUGGAAAUAUACUAAGAGAUAUGUAGAGUUUUCAAACAUCUAAAUAUCUAGUGGUGACAAGCUACCGUGUAUAUUUUUUUGAGAUAUGGAUUUUGGAUGGGAUACUCUUCAUUAUCUGGAAAAACUUCAGGUUUUUAGUCUUUAAAGCCAACAAUAACUAUAAUGCAGUAUUAAACAAGGUAUUUAGAUUUAUGUACAUGGUGUAUUUUAUAAACACAUGACAAACUCCAAGAUCAUUCUGUUCUUGCUUUAUUUUCAGCUGACCGUAGGAAAAAACUGAUAUCAGCAUAGAUGAAAGAGCUAUUUGAUGCAUUUGACGUGCUUAUUUUAAUUCUUAUUUUUUAUGGAAAUAUUCAGGCUUUGAAAAAUUGCAGUUGC